Molecule: messenger RNA, 269 nt
Organism: Acaulospora morrowiae
Lineage: Eukaryota; Fungi; Glomeromycota; Glomeromycetes; Diversisporales; Acaulosporaceae
Source: the annotation of a GenBank genome assembly
CAAGAUUGCAAAGCCUGCAAGAGCAAGUAUGGAGUACACAACCAGUUACAGUCAAGACAACAAACGAUCUUAAAAAUCUUAACAACAAUUUCAUCAGCAAGUUACUGACACUAUUCAAAGAAAAUGAUAUACACAUAACACCUAGUAACACAGCCCUGCAAACACCAAGGAACCCCCUGCUACAUCCCAUUGAAGAAUAUACAUCACAACAAUGGUAUAUCAAAAAUAGAGUGUCACUUAAAAAACACAAACUGAUGUUUAUUGAACAA